AUGUCUGACCGUCGGGAACUCCAGGGUACUGACAGUUCGUGGACAAGUUCUUUUGCCGAUGCUUUACAACAGAAUCUCCAGCUUGAAGACAAGCUUCUGAGGGAAGAGAAUGAGACGCCACAAGAAAAACUACAACGGCUCCUCUCCACUAGGUCUGUUAUAUCUACCUCCUCCUCUUUUGCAGAGCGUCAGCAAGCUGCCGUCGGUUUGAAAAGUCCGUUUCGGGAGAUUGGAACCGGCUCGAUCGGUAAAAUAUUCGAGCAGCCAGGAACACCUUGGGCGUUCAAGGUCCUCAUUGUCGACCGUACGGAUAAACUCUGGAAUAACUAUGCUAUACAUCUCAAAGUCCAGCAAAGUUUUGAUAGAUUGGGAAAUAUACCGGGGCCUGUCGAAGUACCUCGAGUAUCAUGGUUUGCUAGCAAAGAUUCAGAACGACCCCGGGAAAUUCUCUGUAUGGAACGAAUCAUGCCUCUGCCCCAGCCAGUGAGGCAUGCCCUCAUCGACAUUUUCUGCAAUCCGAACAAUGCCCAAGUGGCGAAAAGUGAUCCCCUGAAUAAGGACUGUCUUAUCCGUCUACUUUUAGGUCGGAAGCGGUUCGGGUCCUCACGACCAGGCCGUAGUAUGUCUUUUUCUCUGCGCAAUUACAAAUUACAUGUCGACCAGAUCCAAGAUAUCAAGCUUGAUGCGGAUGAGUACGCCAGGGGUAUGGCUGAUGCUCUAGCAGUCCUCCAUUGGCAUGCGAAAAUUGAUGCUAUGGAUGUGGAGUUUGUCCUCGGAAGUUCACCAAUCGAUCAGAACGCUGUCCGGAGAGAGAUGCAUUUCCCAGAUAUUCAACGUCUGUGUCCAGGUACUAGCACCUUUGAACAAACCACUAACACAUCGCCCAACUUCAAGAAACGUAUGGUUAGCCUGUGGCUUCUAGACUUCGAUGCCUGCACUUCAAUUACAAUGAACACGGCGGGUGUUCAGCAAGCUGCCAAGGCAUUCAUGGAAAAUGAUCCUUACUAUCCACGACCAUACUCUAAUGAUGACUACAUGGAACAUCUAUGGCAGAUAUUCUCCCACAGUUAUGUUGCGACGGCCAAAAAAAUCACCGCCAGAACAACGUGGCAAUCAUUACCUGGGCAGUUUAUCCAAGAGAUACAAUCAAGAUUUUUGCAACGAGCUGAAUCUACUCGGUCCGGGGACAAUCGACCAACCGCCACAUCGAACAUGUCGCUUGGGAGAGGAGAGUCGUCGCAACAUAGGGGAAGGCCAAUCAGCGGGCAAUCUAGGCGUGCGCGUGGGGAGCAAAGAGGGACCAGAGGCGGUAGAGUCACACCUUCCAACUCACGAACCAGGGGAUCUAAAGAUCAGAGAUCAAACCCAGACGAGCAUAGCACUUCACCGCGUUCCCGCAAAGAUCGGGGCCGAGGACGUCGCUAA
Molecule: messenger RNA, 1425 nt
Organism: Aspergillus piperis CBS 112811
Lineage: Eukaryota; Fungi; Ascomycota; Eurotiomycetes; Eurotiales; Aspergillaceae
Product: zinc finger protein
Exons: 2
Coding region: 1-1425 (474 amino acids)
Source: RefSeq, a predicted model, not a curated record